AUGGCUCCUCCUCCUUCCGCCAACCUGCCUCUGGUCGAGAGGCUCAAAGCUCUGGCCCAGACCCUGCAGUUUGCUUGGUUUGUUGGACACUUGACACUCCUCAUCUCGGUCUUCCGCUACUCUCUGUCCUUUAUCACCUUCAACUUCUACUCGUCGUGGGCCAUUUUCUCUUAUCGCCUUGCCUUCGUCUCUGCCGCCGUCACCUAUGGAAUCGUCGUUUACAAGGGCCACUUCGCCCGCGGUGUGCAGGGCAGUGUUCCUCAGAUCGUGACCAAGCUCAUCUCCGAUGAGAACGUCCAGUACUUGGGCAUGGCUCUCGUCUGGCUGUACUCCCGCCAGCUCAUUCUCGCCCUUCUCCCCUUCAGCGUCUACUCCGUCUUCCAUGUCGCUACCUACAGCCGCAUGUACCUGAUCCCCACCCUCCAGCCCCAGGCCCAAGGCGCCAGCCCCGCCUCCCCCGGCUCCCCCAACUCCAAGCCCGCCGGCAAGCAGAGCGCUCUCGCCGAGACCAUUGGCCGCUUCAUCAAGCAGUACUACGAUGCCAGCAUGGGAGUUGUUGCCAGCCUUGAGAUUGCCCUGCUGCUGCGCCUUGUUCUGUCCGCCAUUACUUUCUCCAAGGGCAGCUGGGUUCUUCUGAUCGUUUACCUCUCCUUCUUCCGCGCCCGCUACGCCCAAAGCUCCUUCGUCCAGCAGGCUGUUCGUCAGCUCGUCGCCCGCGCUGAUGCAUCCAUCUCCCACCAGAGCACUCCCCCUCAGGUCCGCCAGGGCUGGGAGAGCCUCAAGGGUGUCGUGCGCCAGGUUUACGAGGCUACCGAUAUCACCCGCUACAUCUCUAGCUCUACCGCUGCCAAGAAGCCGCAGUAA
Molecule: messenger RNA, 864 nt
Organism: Penicillium manginii
Lineage: Eukaryota; Fungi; Ascomycota; Eurotiomycetes; Eurotiales; Aspergillaceae
Exons: 4
Coding region: 1-864 (287 amino acids)
Biological process (GO): endoplasmic reticulum tubular network organization; membrane organization
Cellular component (GO): membrane; endoplasmic reticulum
Source: RefSeq, a predicted model, not a curated record